Molecule: messenger RNA, 1028 nt
Organism: Myotis lucifugus (little brown bat)
Lineage: Eukaryota; Metazoa; Chordata; Mammalia; Chiroptera; Vespertilionidae
Gene: TMEM108
Product: transmembrane protein 108
Biological process (GO): retrograde axonal transport; dendrite extension; postsynaptic density organization
Cellular component (GO): endosome membrane; axon; early endosome
Source: RefSeq, a predicted model, not a curated record
AUGGCGCAGAGACUAAGGAGAGCGGCAGCCACGGAGACCAUCAGGAUCACAAGGGCACCAGGCACCAUCCCCUUGGUGAACACGGAAGCCAAGCCGGACCUUAGAGCAGACCAGGGGGGUGGUCCGACCCUCACCAGCCCAGGAGGGCAGCCGGACGCCGCCACAGCCUCAGGCGCCCCCGCCAGCCCACAACCUGCCCCAGUGCCUUCUCUGCGCCCUCUCGGUGACCCCCACGACAGCUCCAGCCACAGUGACUCCUGGCUCACUGUCACCCCUGGGACCGGCAGGCCUCUGUCCGCCAGCUCAGGAGGCUCCACGGCGGCCCCGGGGCCCCCCCAGGCUGCCUUCGAUGCCAGCGUCUCCGCCCCUCCCGAGGGGCUUCCUCAGGGAACAUCCUCAGCGACACCCUCAGCCCCGAGGGCCCCCGCUACCCCCCCCGGGGCCUCAGAAAGCACUGUCCCCCGAGCCGAGGAGGAGGCUGUGGCCGCCCCCAGCAUGACGGCCCGGCUGCCCCGUCCUCUGUCCACAGUGGUGUCCACGGCCACAGGGAACUUCCUCAACCGCCUGGUCCCUGCGGGGACCUGGAAGCCUGGCCCCGCCGGGAACAUCUCCCACGUGGCCGAAGGGGACUCCCCCCAGCACAGAGCCACCAUCUGCCUGAGCAAGAUGGACAUUGCCUGGGUGGUCCUGGCCAUCAGCGUGCCCAUCUCCUCCUGCUCGGUCUUGCUGACAGUGUGCUGCCUGAGGAGGAAGAAGAAGGCGGCCAACCCGGAGAACAACCUGAGCUACUGGAACAACGCCAUCACCAUGGACUACUUCAACAAGCACGCCGUGGAGCUGCCCAGGGAGAUCCAGUCCCUCACCACCUCUGAGGACCAGCUCUCCGAGCCGCGCUCCCCAGCCAACGGCGACUACAGAGACACGGGAAUGGUCCUCGUCAACCCCUUCUGUCAAGAAACACUGUUUGUGGGGAACGAUCAGGUAUCCGAGAUCUGACCGCAGCCGCCCUCGCUUUGCCAUGCCCUGCC